CAUCAGCUAACAGUAGCUGAAAAAACGUGUAUUUGUCUCUUACCGACACUUACCGAGCAAGGUAGAGAAAAUGGAACCAGAUCUGAUUCAAAAUUCAGUUGCACACGAAACACAAGAUGAUUUAGGACCUAAUCUCAUACGAAUGAAAAUAACCGACCAAAUAAAGGAAUUACAGACAGUGCUUCGCGACAAGAGCACAUCUAGGAGUGAUUUUAUAUUCCAUGCAGAUAGAUUGAUCCGUCUUGUUGUAGAAGAAGGUUUGAAUCAGCUACCUUAUACGAAAUGUUCAGUUAUUACUCCCACAGGGUAUCCAUAUGAUGGACUGAAGUAUGAACGAGGCAAUUGUGGAGUCAGUAUUAUGAGGAGUGGAGAGGCAAUGGAACAAGGUCUCCGAGACUGCUGUCGGUCAAUCAGGAUUGGAAGCACUGGUAACACUGUGAUUCAAGCCAUUAAUGUCCUCAGAGAGCACGAGGUGAAAGAACACAACAUUAUUAUUCUGAAUCUCUUUACUACACCUGCAGCUGUCAGAUCUGUACUCCAAACAUUUCCAGAAGUGAAACUGUUGACCUCCGAGGUCCACCCUGUGGCUCCAAAUCAUUUUGGGACCAAAUAUUUCGGAACAGACUGAGAAACACCCGUGAUUGGUUGACCACAUUGAGGCCAAGUAUUUUGUGAUGACGAGCAAGACGACAGCAAUUCAUGUUUUGGCCUGCAGAGCCAGUUUAAUGGACAACUUUUCCAGUUCUCUGAACACUAGCAGUUGGAACAUUUUUCCUUGCUUGAGGAUGUCGUGGUCCAAGGCCUACCUCAGAAUUAUGUCAAUAUGAAUAUGAAUGAUUGGGGGACAAUAAAGCUGAAAGCUACUGUCAGGAAAUUGUUGGUUUAGUCAAGUAGUAGAAGAGCUAAUGUGCAAUUUACGAAUUGGAAAUAUGAAUCUUUUAUCAAAGCUCAUGCAUGUUAUUGUAUUAGUAGGUGACUUAUUCCUGUACGAUGAGCUUUGUGUACGAACUAUUGCAAUGACAUGUUCCUUCUUAAACAAUGGGCCAUUAACAGACUUACUAAAAGAAGAAAUUAGGAUAUGAGUUGACAAGCUUGUUGAGCCAGUACAAUCUGUAUUUAUUUAUCCAUUAUUUAAUUUUAUUUAUUUAUUUGUAUAUUUACUUAAUUUUUUUUUUAGUCUGCAUCAUCAACAUUGGAGCGUUGCUGAGAGCCAGUAAAAUUGAAGUUUGGCUAGUUACGUAAUAUUUUUGUUUAGUUACUGCUAUGGUCUAUUGGAUUCUUAGGUCCUGGUGACCUGAAGGCCCUGUUGGUUUUUUUUUUUUUUUUUUUUUUU
This is a messenger RNA of Lingula anatina, 1333 nucleotides long. Its product is annotated as uracil phosphoribosyltransferase homolog. The record is from RefSeq and is a predicted model, not a curated record. NCBI's taxonomy places the organism in Eukaryota, Metazoa, Brachiopoda, Lingulata, Lingulida, Lingulidae.